UUGUGAUGUGCCGCUAGCCAUCCAGAUGGUGGAAAGGCUGAUAGUCUAAGCCUUAUGUCUUCAGGAGUAUAAAUGUGUUUCUCUCCCAGUUUGGAAAAGUUUGUGCGCUUUCUGACGGCCUUUGCGUUGGGCGUUGCUAAAUAUCAUGAGAUAAUGUUGAGAGUGUUCUGAAAGAAAAAUGGCGGUGAUCACAGUAAGAAGAUGAGGGCCUUAAAGAAUAAUGAUGUGGAUAGACAUAGAAAGAUGUUAUUAGAUCAAACACAAUUGCAUUCAUAGGAGAGAAAUAUGUUGUUCUCUUAUCCUUUCUAUCUCAGACAAAAAAGUAUCUUCACAAGCUAGGAAGUAAGACAACAUCUGCCAAAGUUCAGCAGUUAGGAAGUAAGACAACAUCUGCCAAAAUUCAGCAGCAGCAAAAGCUCACGUCUUUUUGAGGGCAAUGCUAAUGUUUAUCAACACGACAACACAUUGACCAUGUUUGGCUCUGCAACACAACUUGAGAAGGAGAAAAUAACAGAAUGUUGAAGCAGUUCUAUAACAAAUCAGAUCAGAUCAGAAAGAUUCAGAUCAGAUCAGAUCAGAUCAGAAAGAUUCAGAUCAGAUCAGAAACAUUCAGAUCAGAUCAGAAAGAUUCAGAUCAAAUCAACAACAUUCAGAUCAGAUCAGAAAGAUUCAGAUCAGAUCAGACCAGAUCAGAAACAUUCAGAUCAGAUCAGAAACAUUCAGAUCAGAUCAGGAUGAGACUAGAGUCUGUUUCCUGCACCACUGUUCGGGUGAUCAACUCAUGGGAGGCGUGGUUAGUGCUUCCUGUUCCUGUUUCAAAUAAAAAUGUAUUUGCUAAUGGAUAUGUUCUAAAUUAUGUUUUGCAAACGUUUUGGAGCCUGCAUACUCGUGAUUGCCACAUGUGGCCAUUAUCAAAUGCUUGUAUUCCGCACUUGUUUAAUUUAAUAUUGAUGUUGUUUAUAUGUGUUUACUAACCGGAUUGGUGUAUGAAUCUUUCG
Messenger RNA from Cuscuta epithymum, 998 nucleotides. NCBI's taxonomy places the organism in Eukaryota, Viridiplantae, Streptophyta, Magnoliopsida, Solanales, Convolvulaceae. The record is from the annotation of a GenBank genome assembly.